AUGGACGACAUUAUGAAGAUUACAACAAAAAUUUUGAAUUCAAUAAGAGCGCGAAGCUUGCAGCGACGAUUUUUUAAAUCGCAAUUGGAAGCUAGCGACUCUGCGGAACACACUGCUUUACUUCUGCAUACAGAUGUGAGGUGGUUGAGCCGUGGAAAAUUUUUAGAUAGGUUCCAGGAGUUACUUCCCGAAAUAAUUUCUUUUCUAGAGGAACUAGGGGACGACACUCAUCUACUUCAGAACGAAAAAUGGCUCAGUGACCUAGCUUUCUUAUCAGAUUUAACAAAUCAUUUGAACGUCCUUAAUUUGGAACUACAAGCCCCUGCUCACUACAACGCACUUGUCAACGGUGAACUCGAUGAAUUAUUUCCUGAAAGAUGGAUAGGAAGAGAUGGGCCAGUUCAUUGGCCACCUAGAUCACCAGAAUUGAACAAAGUUGACUUCUUUUUCUGGUGUUACAUUAAAGACGUAGUGUAUAGGACAUCUCCAACAACAGCUGACGAUGUGAAAAUAAGGAUUAAAGACGCCUUUCAAAGUGUCACAUAA
Molecule: messenger RNA, 546 nt
Organism: Diabrotica virgifera virgifera (western corn rootworm)
Lineage: Eukaryota; Metazoa; Arthropoda; Insecta; Coleoptera; Chrysomelidae
Product: protein FAM200A-like
Exons: 2
Coding region: 1-546 (181 amino acids)
Molecular function (GO): nucleic acid binding
Source: RefSeq, a predicted model, not a curated record